Molecule: messenger RNA, 3501 nt
Organism: Equus quagga
Lineage: Eukaryota; Metazoa; Chordata; Mammalia; Perissodactyla; Equidae
Gene: CORO7
Product: coronin 7
Exons: 28
Coding region: 105-2876 (923 amino acids)
Molecular function (GO): protein binding
Source: RefSeq, a predicted model, not a curated record
GCUGCGGGUGGGGCCGGAGGUGGCGGGAGGCACGGCUGGUCGCCUUGCACCUGAGAGCCGACGCCUGGGUCUUCGCAGCUGCGACCGCCGCCGUUCCUGCCGCCAUGAACCGCUUCAGGGUGUCCAAGUUCCGACACACGGAGGCCCGGCCGCCCCGCCGCGAGGCCUGGAUCAGUGACAUUCGAGCAGGAACCGCCCCCUCUUGUGGGAACCAUAUCAAAUCCAGCUGCAGCUUGAUCGCCUUCAACUCUGACCGUCCAGGUGUAUUGGGCAUCGUGCCUCUGGAAGGCCAGGGAGAGGACAAGAGACACGUGACCCACCUGGGCUGCCAUUCAGACCUGGUCAUGGACCUGGACUUCUCUCCCUUUGAUGACUUCCUCCUGGCCACAGGCUCAGCCGACAGGACGGUGAAACUGUGGCGGCUGCCAGCCCCUGGCCAGGCGCUGCCCUCAGGGCCUGGGCUGGUACUGGGCCCUGAGGACGUCCAGGUGGAGGUGCUUCAGUUCCACCCCACCGUGGAUGGCGUCCUGGUGAGCGCGGCGGGCACGGCUGUGAAGGUCUGGGAUGUCGCCAAGCAGCAGCCCCUCACAGAGCUGGCAGCCCAUGGGGACCUGGUGCAGGGUGCUGCCUGGAGCCGGGACGGAGCCCUGGUGGGCACGACAUGCAAGGACAAGCAGCUGCGGAUCUUUGACCCCAGAGUGAAGCCCGAGGUCUCCCAGAGCACACAGGCCCACGAGAGCAAUAGGGAUGGCCGGCUGGCAUGGACAGGCACCCAGGAGCACCUUGUGUCCACCGGCUUCAAUCAGAUGCGUGAGCGUGAAGUGAAGCUUUGGGACACCCGGCACUUCUCCAGCGCCCUCACCUCCCUUACCUUGGACACCUCACCCGGGUCUCUGAUGCCCCUGCUGGACCCAGACUCCGGGCUCCUGGUCCUGGCAGGAAAGGGUGAGAGUCAGCUGUCCUGCUACGAGGUGGCCCCACAGCAGCCAGCACUGAGCCCUGUGACCCAGUGCCUCCUGGAGAGUGCGCUGAGGGGGGCGGCACUCGUGCCCCGGCGGGCGCUGGCCGUCAUGGGCUGCGAGGUGCUCCGUGUCCUGCAGCUGAGUGACACGGCCAUCAUGCCCAUCAGCUAUCACGUGCCCCGCAAGACUGUAGAGUUCCAUCAGGACCUGUUCCCAGACACUGCAGGCUGUGUGCCUGCCUCCGACCCCCACGCCUGGUGGGCUGGGAGCAACCAGCAGGUGCAGAGGGUCAGCCUCCACCCAGCCCGCCGGCCCCGCUCCAGCUUCACUUCCCGCCUGGUGCACCCUGCCGAGCCCCCCGCUGAGGUGGCCAGGCCUGCGGAGACGCCUGUGGGCGACAUGGACCCCAGUGAGGGCUUCUCCUCCCCUCCCAGCUCACUGACCUCGCCCUCCACGCCCUCCAGCCUGGGGCCCUCGCUCUCCAGCACCAGCGGCAUCGGCACCAGCCCUAGCCAGAGGUCACUGCAGAGCCUGCUGGGCCCCAGUUCCAAGUUCCGCCAUGCUCAGGGCACCGUCCUGCACCGAGACAGCCACAUCACCAACCUCAAGGGGCUCAACCUCACCACACCCGGCGAGAGCGACGGCUUCUGUGCCAACCAGCUGCGUGUGGCCGUGCCCCUGCUGAGUAGCGGUGGGCAGGUGGCUGUGCUUGAGCUGCGGAAGCCUGGCCGCCUGCCUGACACAGCACUGCCCACGCUGCAGAAUGGGGCAGCCGUGACCGAUCUGGCCUGGGACCCCUUUGACCCCCACCGCCUUGCUGUGGCUGGGGAAGACGCCAGGAUCCGACUGUGGCGGGUGCCCCCCGAGGGCCUGGAGAAGGUGCUCACCACUCCUGAGGCUGUGCUCACAGGCCACACAGAAAAGAUCUACUCUCUGCGCUUCCACCCGCUGGCAGCCAACAUACUGGCCUCCUCUUCCUAUGACCUUACCAUCCGGAUCUGGGACCUUCAAGCUGGAGCUGAGCGGCUGAGGCUGCAGGGCCACCAGGACCAGAUCUUUGGCCUGGCCUGGAGUCCUGACGGGCAGCAGCUGGCCACUGUCUGCAAGGACGGGCGCUUGCGGGUCUACAAGCCCCGGAGUGGCGCUGAUCCACUACAGGAAGGCCCAGGGCCCGAGGGGGCCCGUGGAGCCCGCAUUGUCUGGGUGUGUGAUGGUCUCUGUCUGCUGGUGUCUGGCUUUGACAGCCGAAGUGAGCGCCAGCUACUCCUGUACUCGGCCCAGGCCCUGGCCGGUGGCCCCUUGGCAAUACUGGGGCUGGACGUGGCUCCCUCGACCCUGCUGCCCAGCUACGACCCAGACACUGGCCUGGUGCUACUCACGGGCAAGGGUGACACCCGUGUGUUCCUGUACGAGCUGCUCCCCGAGGCCCCUUUCUUCCUGGAGUGCAACAGCUUCACGUCCCCUGACCCCCACAAGGGCUUUGUCCUCCUGCCCAAGUCCGAGUGUGACGUGCGGGAAGUGGAGUUUGCCCGAUGCCUGCGGCUUCGCCAGACAUCCCUGGAGCCCGUCGCCUUCCGGCUGCCCCGAGUCAGGAAAGAGUUCUUCCAGGAUGACGUGUUCCCAGACACAGCCAUCACCUGGGAGCCGGUACUCAGUGCCAAGGCCUGGCUGGAAGGCGCUAACGGGCAGCCCCGGCUUCUCAGCCUGCAGCCCCCUGGCAUGACCCCAGUGAGCCAGGCCCCCCGUGAAGCCCCUGCCCGGCGGGCCCCAUCCUCAGCGCUCUACCUGGAAGAGAAGUCGGACCAGCAAAAGAAGGAAGAGCUGCUGAAUGCCAUGGUGGCGAAAUUGGGGAACCGGGAGGACCCACUCCCCCAGGAUUCCUUCGAAGGUGUGGACGAGGACGAGUGGGACUAGCCUGCCCACCAGCCACCUCUGGCCUCACCUGCUGCCGCCACCUCCUAAAACCACCUUGUGCCCCCUGCACACCUCACAUCUCACCCUCAAACUGGAAGACACCCCUUGGCUCUGGCACACCUCAUCCCAGAAGCUCUGGCUUCCUUUGGGCCCUGGGCACUUCCAUGGCCUCUGGGCCCCGCUGCAACUCUGGUGGAUUGUCUGCACCUUUGUUUUCUCUGGGACCAGCUGCUUCUCCUCAGCUGCCUGCUAGCAUGUGGAGCCAGGGGGGUGGGGGUCGGGGGUCAGUAGCAUGUCCCUGGGCAGGCCCUGGGCUCCCUGUCUUCCCUACUCUGACCUGGGCUGGUCCCAGCCUGGGCUGGCUUCACCCAGCACCUUCAGUAUUAUAUGCCACCCCAUCUUGCCUGCUGCCCUAGUUCUUGUCAAGGGCCUUGGGGGCCGGCCCCCCGCCAGGCCAUUUGGAGCAGCACCAGCCUCAGGGGCCUGGGACCAGUCGCCCUGCUCCCCAGGCUUGAAGCCAGGAAAAGGGGCAUCACAGAGCUGAGGGCCCAGUUAAGGGGGUGAGAGCCCUGCAGAGACGGGCCUGCACAGACUCUGGAUCUUUUCAUCAAUUAAACUCUUCUAA